AUGAAUCCGAACGAAAAAAACGAUUCGAAUAAAACAACCGGCGGCGAAUCCCAGCGAAAGGAAAAAUGUAAAACAAAAUGUGAAACCCCGAUUUUUUCCGUCAGAAUAAAAACUGAAGAUUUUAAAAAUGUACCAUGUGGGAAGAUAAACGAUGAAAAAUUAAAAAUACUCGAAGAAGAAUUAAAAGGAAUAAAAUUAAAAAUGGAAUUCGUUCAAAGGUUGAGAAAGGAAUGGACGUCGCAAAAAUCAGGUUUGUGUAAUAGAAGAUGGAAGGAUCCACCACCACCGCCACCGCCGCAAUCGAAAUUCGACGAUGGUCGACCCAAUUGCGAUUCCGAUACAUUUAAAAAUGAUCCGUAA
Molecule: messenger RNA, 360 nt
Organism: Pediculus humanus corporis (human body louse)
Lineage: Eukaryota; Metazoa; Arthropoda; Insecta; Psocodea; Pediculidae
Exons: 2
Coding region: 1-360 (119 amino acids)
Source: RefSeq, a predicted model, not a curated record